Zonotrichia albicollis (white-throated sparrow) is the source of this 2745-nucleotide messenger RNA. Lineage: Eukaryota; Metazoa; Chordata; Aves; Passeriformes; Passerellidae. The record is from RefSeq and is a predicted model, not a curated record.
CCGCCUCCAGCAAUAAUCUUUUUAAUUGCACUCAGCUACAAACAGAUUUUUCUUAAGUGCCCUCUCGCGUUGUGCCCCCCACCUCCGCUUUGUCACAGGUUUUUGCCACGACGCCCAUCUCCUACAGCAACUUCUCUCUGCCUUGUGCUCUGACCUCCUCUGGGCUCCAGCCGCUCCCGAGCCUGCUGGAGAGAGGCUUAGCAGGACGCGCAGCGAUGCUCCGGAAUGCAGCUGGGCUGCCGCGGCCCCUGGCCGGCUUCCGUGCCCGCCGGCGGCGGAGUGCCCGGCCCGCUCCCCGCUGUCCUGCCCCGAGGGCAGUCCGAGAGGGAAGGAGGCAGGAACGCCCGCCCUGUGCCCCGCCGGCGGCGGGCAGUGGUCCCUAAGCUCGGUCCCUCGCUAGCUGCAGCCUUUGCCAUAUCGGUAUCCCGGAACAGGAAAGUCCCGGUUCAUCUUGCUCCCCUAAGAUCCUGUCUCCCUCCUCCCGCUCCCCUCCCUCUGCCCCUUCCUGCCUUUGGCCCGUGCGAGAGGAGCCUGUUCUCUCCUCGCGGGACGGGGCUGGGGCGCUGGGGGCAGCGGGCAGGGAAGGGGGACUGGGCUCUGGGGACCAUCCGCCUGGGCUCAGCCCCCUGCCCGGAGCCAGCGGUCCGGCGCCCGCGGGCAGGGCUGCCUGGAGCCCUCAGGGUUGAGCUGAGAUCCUGAAAAUAGUAAUUUCUUUUUUUUUUUUUUUAAUUUCUUUUGUUGUUGUUUUAUUUUGAUUUUUUUCUCUGCUCUCGGUGCUUCCGAAGCGCCUGUAAGAUUUGCAGAGUGGGAGAGAGAGAGAGACUGGGGGAGGAGGAAUUAAGGAAAGGGAAAAGAUGGCGAGUUGCUGGAGCAGUGUGGAGAAAGCGGCAUUUUUGUGCUGCCUUUUGCUGGCAAUGGGGAGUCUCAUCUGCUGCGCCCGGCCGGCAGAGGAGGAAGAGCAAGAAGAACAGCGCUCCUGUCACGGUGCCUUUGAUCUCUACUUCGUCCUGGAUAAAUCUGGAAGUGUCAAAAAUCAUUGGACUGAGAUUUACUCCUUUGUGGAAAGCCUAGCUGAGAAAUUCAUAAGCCCAAUGCUGCGGAUGUCCUUCAUUGUGUUCUCUUCACGGGGCACUACGAUCAUGAAACUGACAGAGAACAGGGAAGCCAUAAGACGAGGACUCGACAUUCUUAAGGAAGAAUUGCCUGGAGGAGACACGUUCAUGCAUGAAGGAUUUAAAAGGGCAAAUGAGCAGAUUUACCAUGAGACCUAUGGAGGAGUUCGGACCGCCAGUGUGAUCAUUGCCCUCACGGACGGCGAGCUGCAAGAUGCUCAGUUCUAUUAUGCAGAGCAAGAAGCAAACAGAGCCAGAAGUUUUGGAGCUACUGUUUAUUGUGUUGGAGUGAAAGAUUUCAAUGAAACUCAGCUGUCAACGAUUGCUGACAGCAUCGAUCAUGUUUUUCCAGUUAAAGGAGGCUUUUAUGCCCUAAGAGGAACCAUUGAUUCAAUUCUGAAGAAGUCUUGCAUUGAGAUCCUGGCAGCUGAGCCAUCCAGUGUUUGUGCAGGAGAAUCCUUUCAAGUUGUGGUGAGAGGCAACGGCUUUUAUCAUGCGAGAAACAUCGACCAGGUGCUCUGCAGCUUCAAGCUCAAUGACAGCCUUACUAUCAAUGAAAAGCCAACUUAUGUUCAUGAUACAUACUUGCUUUGCCCUGCCCCUGUGAUAGAAGAUGCUGGACAGGUGGUUUUCCUACAAGUCAGCAUGAACAAUGGGCUAACAUUCAUCUCCAGCUCUGUCAGCAUCACCAGCACACAUUGUAGACUCCCUCCAUUUCCUUUCCCCUCCUGUUUCCUUUUCUGUGGGUGGCAGUCAGCUGGCCUGCUCAGCUCUCCUCCCCAGCUGGUCCUUCUGUCUUUUCUGUACAUGGUGAUCAAGGAGCCGCCUCCACCACCACCUCCAGAGCCUGACUCAGAUGAUGAAGAUGGAUUGCCAAAGAAGAAGUGGCCAACCGUGGAUGCAUCUUAUUAUGGAGGCCGAGGUGUUGGUGGGAUUAAGAGGAUGGAGGUGCGAUGGGGAGACAAGGGGUCGACAGAGGAAGGAGCAAAAUUGGAGAAACCCAAAAAUGCUAUUAUUAAGUUGCCAGAACAGGAGUAUGAACCGUGGGAACCCAAGCCAAAGAAGCCCCAUGUGAGAAAACCACCUUCCCAGCGAAAAUGGUACACUCCAAUCAAGGGUAAACUUGAUGCACUGUGGGCUUUGGUUCGACGAGGCUAUGACCAAGUCUCUCUUAUGAGACCACAGCCAGGGGAUAAGGGAAGAUGCAUAAACUUCACCCGUGUGAAGUCGGAUGGCACCUCUGCCCCUUACAGCCCACCGCCGAAGCUGCCCUUGCGUGACAACGCUCCCCUCAACAACGUUCCAAGGAGCCCUUCCUCUCCUGUGUCUCUGCAGCCUCCUUCCAGGCAGCCACCUCCUGGGCCACCUCCAUCCCGAGCCCCUCCUGGACCUCCUCCUUCACGCCCACCCCCGCAGCCCAUGGCUUAGAGUGCAGCAAAACCUGAUCAACACGACAUGUCUCUUUGCUGAACACAGCAUAUUUAUUGAGUAUUGGUUUACAGUUAAAGAUAUCAGAAUUUGUUGCUGGUCAGCAAAAAGAAAAAAAAAAAAGAAAAAGGGAAAAAAAAUAUUGCCAAGUGUCAAUUUUAGUGUAUGAAUAUAUUUAUACCACACGUGCUGAGUAAACAUUCAG